GCUCCCCCGCUUCCCCUUCCCCCUCCCCGCACACCGCCUGCCGCGGCUUCCCCCUAUCGCGAUAGUCGCCGGCGGCGCGGGGGGGGGGGCCGCCAUGUCGAGCAGCGGUCGCAGCCCUUUGCCGACCGUCAACGAGAGGGACGCGGAACAGCCCGGCGCCGUGGAGGGCAAGGGCGGCGGCAAGGCCAGCAUGCUGCGGGGCCGCAACGCGGGCACGGCCGCCGAGGAGCAGCCCCACAUCGGCAACUACCGGCUGCUCAAAACCAUCGGCAAGGGCAACUUCGCCAAGGUCAAGCUGGCCCGGCACGUCCUCACCGGCAAGGAGGUGGCCGUGAAAAUCAUUGACAAGACGCAGCUCAACUCCUCCAGCCUGCAGAAGCUCUUCAGGGAAGUGCGGAUCAUGAAGGUCCUGAACCAUCCCAACAUAGUGAAGCUCUUUGAGGUGAUCGAGACGGAGAAGACGCUGUACCUGGUCAUGGAGUACGCCAGCGGGGGUGAGGUGUUCGAUUACCUGGUGGCCCACGGGCGCAUGAAGGAGAAGGAGGCGCGGGCCAAGUUCCGACAGAUAGUGUCGGCCGUGCAGUACUGCCACCAGAAAUUCAUUGUGCACAGGGACCUCAAGGCCGAGAACCUGCUGCUGGACGCCGACAUGAACAUCAAGAUCGCGGAUUUCGGCUUCAGCAACGAGUUCACGUUCGGGAACAAGCUGGACACGUUCUGCGGCUCGCCGCCCUACGCCGCCCCCGAGCUCUUCCAGGGCAAGAAGUACGACGGGCCCGAGGUGGACGUGUGGAGCCUGGGGGUCAUCCUGUACACGCUGGUCAGCGGCUCGCUGCCCUUCGACGGCCAGAACCUCAAGGAGCUGCGGGAGCGCGUGCUGCGGGGCAAGUACCGCAUCCCCUUCUACAUGUCCACGGACUGCGAGAACCUGCUCAAGAAAUUCCUGAUCCUCAACCCCACCAAGAGGGGCACCCUGGAGCAAAUCAUGAAGGACCGCUGGAUGAACGUGGGCCACGAGGACGACGAGCUGAAGCCCUACAUGGAGCCCGUGCCUGACUACAAGGACCCCCGCAGGACAGAGCUGAUGGUGUCCAUGGGCUACACGCGGGAGGAGAUCCAGGAGUCGCUGGUGGGGCAGAAGUACAACGAGGUGAUGGCCACGUACCUGCUGCUGGACCACAAGAGCUCCGAGCUGGAGGACAGCCUGUCUCUCAAGCCCCGCGUGGCCCCGGAGGUCGCCAACAGCUCGGGCCCCUCCCCCGCGCACAAGGUGCAGCGCAGCGUGUCAGCGAACCCCAAACGGAGAGUGAGCGACCAGGCCGGGCUCUCCAUCCCCACCUCGGCCUCGUACUCGAAGAAAACGCAGGCGGCCAACGCCGAGAACAAGCGGGGAGGAGGAGGAGGAGGAGCGGGAGGAGGAGGAGGAGGAGCCGGGGAGGAAGAGGGCGGCGGGGGCGGGGGGCGCCGCGCCGGCAGCACGGCCAAGGUGCCCCCGAGCCCCCUGCCCGGCCUGGAGCGCUCCAAGGGCACCCCCUCCCCAUCCACGAACAGCGUCCUGUCCACGGGCACCGCGCGCAGCCGCAACUCGCCCCUGCCGGAGCGCGCCAGCCUGGGCCAGAGCUCGCUGCAGAACGGCAAGGACAGCGCCGCCCCCCCCCGGGUCCCGGCCGCCUCCCCCUCGGCGCACAACGUCAGCCAGGGCGGGGGUCCCGCGGAGCGGCCCAGCUUCCCGCGGGGGGUCUCGAGCCGCAGCACGUUCCACGCGGGGCAGCUGCGAGCGCCCCGGGACCCCCGGGACCCCCGGGACCCCCUGCCCUACGCGCUGCCCCCCGGGCUGCCCCCGCCCGCCUCGCCCUCGGGCGCCAGCCAGGGCCGGCGCGGGCCCUCGGCCAGCCUGUUCAGCAAGUUCACCUCCAAGUUCGUGCGCAGAAAUCUGUCUUUCAGGUUUGCCAGAAGGAACCCCCACGAGCCCGAGAGCAAGGAGAGGGUGGAGACCCUCAGACCCGCGGUGGGCCCCGACAAGGACCCCCGCGACGCCGGGCGCGACGCCAAGCCGCGCUCGCUGCGCUUCACGUGGAGCAUGAAGACCACGAGCUCGCUGGAGCCCGGGGAGAUGCUGCGCGAGAUCCGCAAGGUGCUGGACGCCAACAGCUGCCGCUGCGAGCCCCAGGAGCGCUUCGUGCUGCUGUGCGCCCACGGCGCGCCCGGGCACGACUCCUUCGUGCAGUGGGAGAUGGAGGUGUGCAAGCUGCCCCGGCUCUCGCUCAACGGCGUCCGCUUCAAGCGCAUCGCCGGCACCUCCAUGGCCUUCAAGAACAUCGCCUCCAAGGUGGCCAACGAGCUCAAGCUCUGAGCCACGGCGGGGACGGCUGGGGCGGCCACGGAGCU
Melozone crissalis (California towhee) is the source of this 2388-nucleotide messenger RNA. It is a transcript of the gene MARK2, whose product is annotated as microtubule affinity regulating kinase 2. The transcript has 18 exons. Gene Ontology annotation, cellular component: cytoplasm. The record is from RefSeq and is a predicted model, not a curated record. Gene Ontology annotation, biological process: intracellular signal transduction; microtubule cytoskeleton organization; protein phosphorylation. Gene Ontology annotation, molecular function: ATP binding; protein serine/threonine kinase activity; tau-protein kinase activity. The coding region runs from base 95 to 2353 and encodes 752 amino acids. Lineage: Eukaryota; Metazoa; Chordata; Aves; Passeriformes; Passerellidae.